GGUGGAAAAAAUGAAAUGAAGUGAGAUGGUUCAAUUUUCUACUUUCUCCAUUCCUAAAAAUAAGCAUGCUUCGUUUGUUUUGAUUGUAAAUUUGAAUUACAUAAUUUCAAAAAAUUAUAAAUAUUAUUCGAAACAAAAUGCUUCGUUACGUCUGUUCUAGGUUUUUGAAUUCAUCUAAUGAAAUUUCUAGACUAUCCCAAACUCUAUCAAAAUUAGCAUCAUAUAAUGUAGCAAAUUUUAGAAAUUUUCACAGAGAAGGACUUUUUUAUGAUGAUGAACCAUUUGACGAAAGAAGAUCUGAAAAUGGUUUUAAUAGACGUAACCGUAGGCAACAGUAUUCUGAUUCAGAUACAAGAGAUUACAGAUUCAAAAAUGGCUACCAACAAAGUGAACAAAAUUUUCACAGAAAGGAAAAUUCCUUCUACCAGGGGAAUUUAACUAAAAGUUUCAACCGUCCAUUUGCAAAACUUGAAAAAGCAACCUUCAAUUCAGAUGAAUUUCAGGAUAUAUUAAAAUAUUUCUACAUUGAACAUCAUGAUGUUGCUGAGCGACCAAUUGAAGAAGUUGAAGCUUAUAGAGAAAAGUUGAACAUUUCUGUGAGAGGAUCAAAUGUCCCUAAACCAAUAACAACCUUUGAGGAAUUGUGUUUGCCUGAAACUUUGAAACAAGUAGUUAUUCAACAAGGUUAUUCUGAGCCCACUCCAAUUCAAGCACAGGGCUGGCCUAUUGCUUUAAGUGGAAGAGAUAUGGUGGGAAUUUCUCAAACUGGAUCUGGAAAGACUCUUGUGUUUAUUUUACCAGCAAUCAUUCAUGCCUUAAAUCAGCCGAUAAUGAAAAUGGGAAGACAUGAAUGUAAACCUCAGGUUUUAGUUUUAGCUCCUACUCGUGAAUUAGUGCAACAGAUUCUCCAGGUUAGUGAUAGAUUUAGCCAAUCCUGUCAGCUAAAAACUGCCUGUGCAUAUGGUGGUGCCUCCAAAAAUUAUCAACUUCGUCAAUUGAAAGGCGCUCGAAUUUGUGUUGCUACUCCAGGAAGAUUAAUAGACUUUGUUUCAGAAGGAUUAGUAAAUUUGAAUCAUGUUACCUAUUUGGUUAUGGAUGAAGCAGACAGAAUGCUUGAUAUGGGAUUUGAACCGCAAAUACGCCAAAUCGUUAAUCAAAUAAGACCUGAUAGGCAAACUCUGAUGUGGAGUGCAACAUGGCCACGGGAAAUUCAAAAUCUUGCUGAAGAGUUUCUGCAAGAUUAUGUUCAGGUUACAGUAGGUAGUGGUGAGCUUGCUGCAAAUCCAAAUAUUCAACAAAACUUCUAUGUAGUGAACGAAAUUGAAAAGGAAGAUAGGAUUGUCUCCUUGUUGAAUGAAUUGAUGUCUCAAGAGGCAAACAAGGUGCUGGUGUUUGCACAGACCAAAAGAAAAGUCGAUUAUUUAGGAAUGCUUUUAAAUCAGAAACUAAACCAUCCAGUUAUGUGCAUUCAUGGAGAUGUAUCACAAAAUAAACGUGAUUAUGUUUUACAUAAUUUCAGAACAAAAAAGUCUAGUAUAUUGAUAGCAACAGAUGUAGCAGCUCGUGGAUUAGAUAUCACUGAUAUCCAGCAUGUGGUAAACUAUGAUUUGCCAACAAACAUAGAAGACUACAUACACAGAAUUGGACGCACUGCUAGAGGAACAUGCUCUGGUGAAGCUCAUUCCUUUUUCUCUGAAGAAAAUGCUGGGCUAGCCAAAGAUCUCAUUUCUGUUCUAAAGGAAGCAAACCAACCAAUUAAUCCCGAGUUGUUUGCUGCUCUUGAAAUGAAACAAGAACAGAGAAAUAAAUAUAGAAGUAAUUCUCAAUCUCGCAGGUGGGGUGGCUUUCGAAGUCGACAACAUGUCUUUUAACAAUAGUAUUUAUUAUUCAUUUGUGUAAAAGGCUAUUAAUCUGUAUAUUUGUAGAUACCAUCAAUAAAUAUGCAUUUUUAUCAUUCUUAAA
Messenger RNA from Argiope bruennichi, 1962 nucleotides. Its product is annotated as probable ATP-dependent RNA helicase DDX5. Gene Ontology annotation, molecular function: ATP binding; RNA helicase activity; RNA binding. NCBI's taxonomy places the organism in Eukaryota, Metazoa, Arthropoda, Arachnida, Araneae, Araneidae. The coding region runs from base 138 to 1871 and encodes 577 amino acids. The transcript is spliced from 15 exons. Gene Ontology annotation, cellular component: nucleus; ribonucleoprotein complex; cytoplasm. The record is from RefSeq and is a predicted model, not a curated record.